UCCUCUCUCCGCCGCGGUCUUCAGAGCGCAGGGUCCCAGCGCGGCGGCCGCUCGAAGUCCUCGGGGAAAGCGCGGCACGAGGACCGGCGGGCGAGCGGGACGGGGAGCGGCAGCGGCGGAGGAGCCGGCGGUAGCGGCGCGGGGCGAGCGGAGAGGCCGGAGCGACGCGGCCGAGGCUUCUGCAAACUUGGGCGCGCGCUCCCGCAACUGCGUCCGCGGCCCGAGCGAUGAAGAUGGUCGCGCCCUGGACGCGGUUCUACUCCAACAGCUGCUGCCUGUGCUGCCAUGUCCGCACCGGCACCAUCCUGCUCGGCGUCUGGUACCUGAUCAUCAAUGCUGUGGUGCUUCUGAUUUUAUUGAGUGCCCUGGCUGAUCCAGAUCAGUAUCACUUUUCAAGUUCUGAACUAGGAGGUGACUUUGAGUUCAUGGAUGAUGCCAACAUGUGCAUCGCGAUUGCAGUUUCCCUUCUCAUGAUCCUGAUAUGUGCAAUGGCUACUUAUGGUGCAUAUAAGCAACAUGCUGCCUGGAUCAUCCCCUUCUUCUGUUACCAGAUCUUUGAUUUUGCCCUGAACACCUUGGUGGCAGUCACUGUGCUUGUUUAUCCAAACUCCAUUCAGGAGUACAUACGGCAGCUGCCUCCUAACUUUCCCUAUAGAGAUGAUAUCAUGUCAGUGAAUCCUACCUGUUUGGUCCUUAUCAUACUUUUGUUUAUCAGCUUCAUCUUGGCUUUUAAGGGUUACCUGAUUAGCUGUGUUUGGAACUGCUAUCGAUAUAUCAAUGGCAGAAACUCCUCCGAUGUCCUGGUUUAUGUUACCAGCAAUGACACUACGGUGCUGUUACCCCCGUAUGAUGACACUGCCAUGAAUGGCACCGCUAAAGAGCCGCCGCCGCCUUAUGUGUCCGCCUGAGCCUGGAAGGGAGGCAGAGCUGAGAACAACUGCUUGACUUUUCAGAACAUCUGAGCAAUAGUUCUUUAAUUUCACUUCUGAGAUGAGCUCUCUGAGAUUGUUCUGAAUUGCUGCAGUUUUAUUAAAAGUUGAAUUACCCUCUGUAGUUUUAAACAUACAAUUUAGGUAGAACACUGUGGUAGAUUCACUGUAGGAGUGGGAUAUAAUGGACUUCACUAGCCUUCCUAAACAUUGACACAUCCAAAAAAUAAGAAUGGACCUUGAGUUAAAGAAGUCUGGUUUUAUACCGGGUGGGCCCCCAAAGUUGAAGAAUUAAUCUCUAUUCCUUCUGUCCCUUUUGAAAGCGCAAAAUAAAGGCAAAAUUAGGCAAUGCUUUUCUUAAACCAUUCCAUUGUAGAGAACAAACCCUUAUGAAAACAGGAAUGUUCAUUGUAUAACCAUUGCUUUGAGUAGGUAAAUAGGAAUCCAUAUAUAUAGCAAGAAUUUCCUUAAAAUUCUUUGACUUAGAUUCAAUGACUAAUUUGUUGGUCAAAGAUUUUCUCCUUGGGCUAAAUUAAGACCAUUAGCACCAGGCAAUGGGAGCAGUAAAUAUCUGAUGACUGUUCUUAUAUGUUCUGUGUCUGGGGUCAUGGAUGGUGGGCCUCGUCUAUGUUUAGGGGAUGUGAAUUAAUUUGAUUGGCAACUGCAUGCUUUUUGGUGCUCCCUUUCUCCUGAUUCUCAUCCCUGCCCAGAGCCCCCUUUUACUAAAUACUGCCCUAGCCUGAUCCAGGCAGGACUUCCAACUCACUUUAUCAAGUGGAACUAUCAACAUGUAUUUCCCUAAUAAUAUGAAAAAAAGUUUUCCCCUUUCUCUGGAAAGUACAUCCUACUACUUUGAAUUAAUAUGCCUAGUCAUCCUUUAAAAUGUAAAACAGUCUUCAUAAAACUGAGGAGGGUUGUUUUCCUUAUUGAAUGCUCUUGUCUUGACUACCUGAAUUUCAAGGGGCUUUUAUAUGUUCAUAUCUUCAAAUAUCAGCAACUCUUCUGUUUAUUCAUUAUUGAAUGUGCUGUAAAUGAAGGCUUUUGCAAUUAAAGUGAAAUUUGCCCACAUCUAA
Choloepus didactylus (southern two-toed sloth) is the source of this 2002-nucleotide messenger RNA. It is a transcript of the gene LAPTM4B, whose product is annotated as lysosomal protein transmembrane 4 beta. Gene Ontology annotation, cellular component: lysosomal membrane. The record is from RefSeq and is a predicted model, not a curated record. The coding region runs from base 228 to 908 and encodes 226 amino acids. Lineage: Eukaryota; Metazoa; Chordata; Mammalia; Pilosa; Megalonychidae. The transcript has 7 exons.